AUGGACGUGAAAGAUGCAUCUGGAUCGUCGGAGAUGGAGUCGUUUUUCCGGAAUCUGAUGACGGCUGCGGAGAAAGCCAGUCGUCGGAAAGGAGAGAUCCCUCGAGAUCAUCCACCAGCUGGUCUGCUGGUGACCCAGUUUAUCAUGAAGCUCUCUAUGAAACAGAUCAAAGAAAACGAUGGGCAUCAGCUCAUCACCACACAGGUUCCCCCGCCUUAUCCCCCAUGCCUCCGGCCCGCCAACAGCCUCAAGCACUUUCCAAUCUCGAAGAUGAAGCUGGAGGAACACCACAGGGGCAAGCAGGUUCUCGUCCGAACGAUGACCCCGCCUGACAGAUGGAACUCUAUCUUAGCCAUCGUGGAGGAUCAGGAGGGAACUGGGACUCUGCUGCAGCUUUAUAACCAGCCAGAUGAGACCUUGGUCAAGGCCGAGGACAUUCUCCCUCAGAACAGCGUCUGCCUAGUCAAAGAGCCGUUCUUCAAGGCUACGACCUCUGGAGGGUACAGCCUUCGCGUGGACCACAUCGGCGACAUCCUUGUACUCCAUCCGGACGAUCAGCGCAUCCCGAGGAUGUGGAGGUCUUACAGGAAGACUGGUACCAACUCGGAAGAGAUCCGAUCUCAGGGCAACGCAGCCGUCGCGCAGCAAAACUGGGGAAAGGCUGAACGUCUGUACUCCGAUGCGAUCUCUUCCGCUACGACGCCGGCGCAAGAACAGACUGCUCUCCUCAACCGCUCACUCGCGAAUCUGAGACUUCAACGUCCAGAGAAGGCGCUAUCCGAUGCUCUCAGGGCCCGUGGCGGCAGUGUCCCGACUGAGAAGGGCCUGUUCCGAGAAGCGAAGGCACAUUACGCUUUGGAGCAGUUCAGCCUGUGCUUAGAGAAGCUCCAGCAACUGGUCGAACUUAACCCUGCCAACAAAGACGCCAAGAUGGAAGUCGAGAGAGUCCAUCGUCGCUUGCGCGAAGAGGCCGGCGAAUACCAGUGGGCGCAGAUGUACAGACAAGCCAAGGCGACUCCUCCGCUCAUCGACUGUGCAACCUUCUCCAGUCCCGUUGAGGUUCGAGCGUCCCCGGGACGUGGAAACGGGCUCUUCGCGACCAAGGCUGUGAAGGCUGGAGACCUCCUCCUUUGCGAAAAGGCGUUUGCGUAUAGCUACGCCGGGGACGACGAUCCCAUCGGUCGCCAGAAUUCCAGGAUCCUGAUGAAUAUGACCACCAAGAGGAUGAACAAGCUGCAGCACAAUCCGCAGAUUGCUUCACGCUUCACGGAACUGUACCGUGGAGACUACGGUUCAACUAAGAAUUCUCAGACAGACGAGAUCCCAGUCGAUACAUUUCUCGUCGAGAAAAUCAUUAGCUUGAACUGCUUCGGAGCUCCGCGAAGCAGUCUCAAGAGCUUUGAAACCCCUGAGAAGGAAUCCGCCUUUCACACUUGCGGUAUUUGGACCAUGGCAUCUCACAUCAACCACUCCUGCGUCGGCAAUUGCAGACGUUCUUUCAUCGGCGACAUGAUGAUCCUCCGAGCUGCUCAAGAUCUCGAACCCGACACGGAAUUGCUCUUUUGCUACCAACUUCCUCACAAAGAUGACGACCGCGCGGCAACCCAGAAGCGUCUACAGAGCUGGGGCUUUAUCUGCGAGUGUGAGCUGUGCCUUGACAAGAAGUCGACUUCGCAACAGGCCUUCCAGAAACGUCAGGGUCUUCUUCAACAGCUGUACUCGGUUAUGAAAACCUGUAGAACACCACUCCAGGAAUCCAAGGCACAGCGGUUUCUGACUCAACUCGAGAGCUGUUACCCGAGCAGAGAGGGGGCAGUCCGCCUUGAGCUAUGGGAUUCAUAUUUCGGACUUGGUCAGAAGGAAAUUGAGAGAGGCAAUGCCGUUGAGGGUCUUGAUCUGACUAUCAAGGGCUUUCAGGCCCUGGGAUACAUCUUCGCGAUUUCAAUGCCCGGAAAGGGUGGUAAGAAGGCGAAGCUAGAGGUCAAGAAAUGGGGCCAGAUCAACGACUAUACUGUGGUUGGGUUUCUCGGCCUGUUCCAUGCCUACAAGUCCAUUGCUCCUGAGUUGUGCGAGGUGGUCAAGGGCUACGCCCGUGUUGCUUACACUAUUCAUGUUGGGGAGAGCGAGACUGCUGGCAACUUGUAUGAAGAUCUGCGGUGA
This is a messenger RNA of Colletotrichum karsti, 2160 nucleotides long. RefSeq names its product tpr domain protein. The record is from RefSeq and is a predicted model, not a curated record. Lineage: Eukaryota; Fungi; Ascomycota; Sordariomycetes; Glomerellales; Glomerellaceae. The transcript is spliced from 4 exons. Gene Ontology annotation, molecular function: protein binding. Bases 1 to 2160 code for a protein of 719 amino acids.